AUGACUGUCAAUCUGGAUGACGAACUGUUCACCAGUGCCAUCUCUGGAUAUCGCGAAGCGUUUUUGGUCCAACACUCCCACCUCUCGGAAGAUGAACGAAAUCAGCUCUGGAUUGAACGGCUAAGUCAGUUCAUCCCCAACCGGGAUACCAACUGGCAGCCAGCUGGGGGCCUGGGGAAACGGACUCGACAGGAUGCGACACCACGGACGUUGCCAUAUUCUGAUUCGGGUCUUCCUCGGGCAAAACGGAGAGCCACCACCCCGGAUCUCUCGGUCGACCUAACCCGCGACCUCUCCCACGUCUCCUCCCCCGACCUACCUCGGACCGGCGCCUUCACGGGACAAGGCUCCUACCGACACACCGCCAUGGUGCGCUCCCAGAGCCAGCAAAUACCGGUCUCCCACCAGCCAGGCGGUGGCGCAAUGGGUAAACGCCAAUCCUUCGGCCCGGUACGGACCCGUCGUCUCGACCAUGUCGAUGAAUUCUCGCCAUCCGAGUACGCGAGGUAUUUGGACGCAUCUCCCAGUCAACCCUUUGACUCCGCCUUGACUUUCGGACUCGCAAAUCAUGGACAAACCGGACCAUCGUUCCCUCAAUACCUUGACCGGACGUCCCCCUGGACCGACCAGGCCCCACCAGCUGCGCCAGAGAUGUCCCGCAGCACGACCACCGACUCCUUAGUGGGCGGAAUCAACAUGUUCCGCUUCGAUUCGACUGGACCCCAAUAUCAAGAACCGGUCGGCUCCGUCCCAGAGUGGGUGCCAACAUCCACCGGCCUACCGUAUCAAGACUCCUUUCUCUCCCCCGUGUACCCUGACCUAGAUCCCACAUCGUCUUCCCCGUUCUCCCACCAUUCUCCCAUCUCCCACCCCUCGUCCUUCUCCAACCCAUCAUUCUCAGCAUCCGCUCCCCCAACCACCUCCUUCCACUACCCAAUGCCCCACAAUCUCCUCCCCUUCGACUCAGUGGAUAUGAAACCAUCCGAUUCAAUCGACAGCAACAACUCGGCGAACCAGCGCUCCCGUGCCGCACGCCGCACCAAAGAACAGAUCGCCCAGGCCGCACGCCCCAUUGCCCCCAAAGUCGAAUCCGUCGAAAACAUCAUGUCCCAAAUCGACCCGCACACGAUGAUCCGCAUCUCUUCAGCAGACGGCACAACGAAAGAAGUCGCCGCCAUCCCCAAGGCCUCCGUGCGGCGACCCCAGCGACCAAAGACAUACUGCAGCAUCUGCACAGACCAUCCAGAUGGCUUCCACGGCGAACACGAGCUGCGCCGCCAUAUCGAGCGCGUGCACGCUUCCAUCCGCACCGUCUGGGUCUGCAACGAUAUCUCGCCUGGCAAGUACUUCCUUUCGAACUGCAAGGCUUGUCGCAAUGGGAAACGCUACGGUGCCAAUUACAAUGCUGCUGCGCAUCUGCGUCGCACGCAUUUCAAUCCCUGUGAGCGGGGCCGUGGCGGGCGCGGGAAAGAUAGCGAGAAACGCGGUGGGAAGGGUGGAGGUAACCAGCCUGGUAUGGAUGUGUUGAAACAUUGGAUGAUUGCCGCUGAGGAAGUCACCGAUGAGGCGGCUGGUGGUGGCUCAAACUCCAGGCUUCUGAUUCGGAAUUCUAGUCGUGUUUCGACUAGGGACCCCGGGUAUCAGCUUGCUGUCGCUGCUUGUCGUCUGGUCGAGGGUCAGCCUCCCUAUGUUGUGGAGUCAGCUCUGCUGAAGGAGUCUGACCAAUUCCCCGACUUUCCCGAUGCGCCGUUUGAGUUUGAUUUUGAGCUGGGCCUUGAUCUCGACCUCGAUCUUGAGGGGUCAAUGGGUUCGCCGUUCUCGGAUUCACAGUCAUCCUGUAUGCCUGAUAUUGAUUCAUGUGUCAAGUGA
Messenger RNA from Penicillium concentricum, 1869 nucleotides. RefSeq lists its product as uncharacterized. The transcript is spliced from 2 exons. Bases 1 to 1869 code for a protein of 622 amino acids. NCBI's taxonomy places the organism in Eukaryota, Fungi, Ascomycota, Eurotiomycetes, Eurotiales, Aspergillaceae. The record is from RefSeq and is a predicted model, not a curated record.